AUGAGUUCAAACAGACGUGGAACUGGUGCUCGCUCAUCGACUGCUACUGCUACCACCACUACCAACAGCGCAGCUGCUUCAACUUCUAGCUCAAGUAAAGUCAACAAAACAAGCCCUAGUGUAGCAAGUAGCAGCGCCAAAAGAAUUCAAAAGGAACUUGCGGAAAUCAGUCUUGAUCCUCCUUGUGACAACUUGUAUGAAUGGGUGUCCACAAUUGUAGGACCUGCCGAGUCACCUUACGCUACGGGGAUUUUCUUCUUGGACAUUACUUUUCCACAGGAUUAUCCUUUUAAGCCUCCAAAAGUUGUCUUCCGUACGCGUAUCUACCACUGCAAUAUCAAUUCAACUGGUGCAAUUUGUCUUGACAUUCUCAAAGACAAUUGGUCUCCCGCAUUAACUAUUUCUAAAGUACUAUUGUCUAUAUGCUCGCUGUUGACAGAUGCCAAUCCACAUGAUCCCUUGGUAGGGAGUAUUGCAAAUCAAUACCUGCAUGAUCGUGAAGAACAUGAUAGGACUGCCAGGGAAUGGACUAAACGAGUGUGA
Messenger RNA from Ambispora gerdemannii, 543 nucleotides. The record is from the annotation of a GenBank genome assembly. Lineage: Eukaryota; Fungi; Glomeromycota; Glomeromycetes; Archaeosporales; Ambisporaceae.